Messenger RNA from Thamnophis elegans (Western terrestrial garter snake), 3963 nucleotides. It is a transcript of the gene IGSF22, whose product is annotated as immunoglobulin superfamily member 22. The record is from RefSeq and is a predicted model, not a curated record. Lineage: Eukaryota; Metazoa; Chordata; Lepidosauria; Squamata; Natricidae. The coding region runs from base 1 to 3963 and encodes 1320 amino acids. The transcript has 22 exons. Gene Ontology annotation, molecular function: protein binding.
AUGGCAACUGCAGUCAUGCAGAUGAAAACUCAGGUCCAGCAACAUUACUCCUCUGCCUCCAGCUCAGUGCAGCAUAUGACUCAGACAACCAAAAUCACAGAAGAGGAAAUUGUUUCCAAGAAAUCCUCUUCUUCUGUAGAGUCCUUCAGCAUGGUUUCCCAUUCUGUGGAAAUCCCUGCAGGACAGAGCAUUCCUGAAUUUCUGGAGAAGCCUCAGCCACUGACAGCAGCCGAAGGAGAUAAGGCUAUAUUCCGAGCUAAAGUGAUAGGUAACCCCAAGCCCCAUGUUACAUGGAAAAGAGAAAGCGGGGUGCCACUCAAAGAGGGAUCAAAGGUAUUUUUCGACAGCAUCAAUAAAGAGUACGUCCUCAAGUUAGAAAACCUCACAAGUGCAGACGGUGAUCUUUAUAAGUGUGUGGUUUCCAACAAGCAUGCCGACAUUAUCUAUACAGUGUCCCUGAUUAUAACUGAAGGCCAAGAAAAGAUAGAUUUCAAAAAAAUGCUGAAAAAAAGGGGGCUUCCUACUCCAAAGAAGGAGAAAAAAGUGAUUGAUGAAAAAGAAAUGCUGGAGAUCCUCUCCCAGGUGCCUAAGAAAGACUUUGAGAAGGUCUGCAUGGAGUAUGGUUUCACCGAUUUUCGAGGACUGCUUAAAAAGCUGAAGGAGAUGAAGAAAAAAGAAGUUGAGGCUAUAAAGAUUCUAAAACCCUUGGAAGAUGUUUCUGCUAAAGUGGACUCUACAGCGAUAUUUGAUUGUAUUCUGGAACUCAGGGAUGCCAAUAUGAAGAGGAUGUGGUUAAAAGGUAAUGAACCCCUGCGCCUUCAAUAUUCUUUAGGAAAAUAUGACGCAAAACAGUUAGGCACUAAGUUUAUGCUGUACAUCGCGAACGUCAAUGAACGUGACAUUGGUGCCUACUCUUUCGUCAUAGGUGAUAAAGUUCUGUCUGCAAAUUUGCAUGUAAUCGAUGAGCCUCUGCAGUUUUUGUCAGAUCUGAAACCCAUGAAAGUAACCGAAAGGCAAACUGCUGUGCUUGAGGUCCGCCUUUCCAAAAAGGUCUCCAACUUUGUUUGGAAACUGAAUGGAAAAGAGUUGAAGCGGGAUGAUAAGUACGAGAUCAUCACCUCUGAAGACGGCUUGACACACACCCUGAAAAUUAAAGAUGCCCGCCCGAGUGACAUGGGGAAGGUCAGCUUUGAAGGUGGAGGCCUGUUGACAGAAACCGAGCUUUUUAUUCAGAGAACACCAAUUAAGUUUGUCAGAAACCUGAAGAACGUCCGAGUCAAGGAGAAAAGCAAAGCUUGCCUGGAAUGUGAGCUGACCAGUAAAGAUGUGAUGUUGAAAUGGAUGAAGAACGGGAAGGUGAUUGAAAGAUCUUCCAAAUUUACCAUGACCCAUGAAGGGAAGAUGGCAGAACUGAUCAUAGAUGAUGCCGAGCUAAGUGACUCGGGAGAAUAUAUGGUAAUUGCCACACAAGAAAGUGACCCUACAGAAUACUACAGCAAUUGUAAUGUAACUGUGGAAGAGAGAUUUGCUACAGUCAAGAGUGGCUUAUCAGAUGUCCAAGCAGCUACAGGAGACCCAGCGGAGCUUUGUGUUGUCCUGAAUGAUGAGAGAGUGGAAGGUGUGUGGCUGAAGGAUGGCAAAGAGAUCACAGAUAUGAGAGGAAUCCAGAUUGUCAAGCAAGGAGCUGUGCACAAGUUGAUCAUUGACAAGAUGGGUGAGGAAUUUGAAGGGAAGUAUACUUUCAGAGCAAAAGGAGCAGAAAGUGAGGCCACCGUCAGCAUCGCAGACCCUCCAUUUAUUGACCCUUCCCUCCUGGAAGCUUUUGCUGCCCAUCCGGUGACUGUGAAGGCAGGACAGACAGCUUUCAUUAAAGUACCUUUCAAGGCCAAGCCUUUGCCCAAGGUCACCUGGUUUAAAGAUGGCAUUGAGGUGACCGAAGAAGAGAGAGUCACCAUGGAGAGGUCCCAUGACCAGGCCAUGCUCACCAUAACAAAAUGCGUGAGAGAAGACACUGGAAGCAUCAUGUUGAAGCUGAAAAGUGACUGUGGAUCAGCCACUGCUCAAUUAUUUCUUAAUGUUAUUGACAAACCAAAACCGCCCCAAGGAAAAGUGGAAUUCUUGGAGACAUCGGGGAAGUGUAUCAAAAUGAAAUGGAAGGCCCCAAAAGACAAUGGAGGCAAGCAGGUGACCCACUUUAUUAUCGAACGGAGAAUAGUUGGGAAGAAAUCCUGGAUCAAAGUUGGGGAAAUUGAAAGCAAGCAUACCACGUUUGCCACGGAUAAGGUGGAAGAAGGGAAAGCCUACCAGUUCCGAAUCCUGGCUGUGAAUUCUGAAGGGGCAAGUGAACCACUAGAAACAGAGGAAGUUUUCGCCGGGAAUCCCAUUGAUCCUCCAGGGCAAGCAUCUCAACCUCAAGUUACUGAUGUUUCCAAAGAGGCUAUUACCAUUACUUGGAAUCCUCCACCUAAUGAUGGUGGGUCUCCAGUUACAGGUUACAUUGUGGAAAGAAGGAAGAAAGGUAGCAACCUUUGGGUGCCUAUAUCCAAGGAACCAAUUCAAGAUACUAAGUGUACGGUGGAUGGUUUACUGGAAGGUGCAGAGUAUGAGUUCCAUGUCAUAGCCGUGAACCGAGCAGGGCCUGGGCUUCCCAGUGGUGCUUCCAACUCAGUUGUAGCAAAAGAUCCCAUCAAGCCUCCUGGGCUGGUGAAAGGGUUGCACGUGGCUGAUUCUUCCCAAUCCAGCAUUUCGUUGGCAUGGCAAGAACCUGAUGAGGGUGAUCCACCUUCAGGGUACAUACUGGAGAUGAGAGCUGAGGACACCAAGGAAUGGUCCAAGUGUACCAAGAUCCCAAUUUCUGGCAAAUGCUACACAGUGGGAGGUCUGCAGGAGAGACAGAAGUAUUUCUUCCGCAUCCGAGCUGUCAAUGAAGCCGGGGUGGGAGAACCAAUUGAACUGAAAGAAGGUGUUCUGGCUAUGCCGCCUCCAGCUGCUCCAAAGUUUGACCUGACUGUCAGACUAAAGAAUCAUAUGGUGGUUCGUGCUGGGACUGCCCUCUGUAUCCAUGCUUGCUUUACUGGUUCCCCUCCUCCCAAUGUUGUGUGGCAAAAAGAGGGGGUUCCCACAAGGGGGAGAGAAAGCAUUACAAAAGGCAAGCAUCACUCCCAGUUCCUCAUCCAUAGCACCAAGCGCUAUGAUUCUGGGCUCUAUCGGAUCGUGCUGAGUAAUGACUAUGGAGAGAUCCACUACGACAUCAAUGUUCGAGUGACAGACUUCCCAAGGCCACCUACUAAUCUGAACCUCUAUGAAGAAGUGCCAAACACUGUAACACUGAAGUGGGACCAUUCUCCAGAUGUGAAGGAGGAUGACAAUGCCCAUUAUGUCAUUCUAAAACGUGACACCAGCACUGCCACUUGGUUCACUGCAGCAGAAAAAGUGUACAGUAACAAGUACACUGUCACUGGUCUGCUUCCUGGCAGGAAAUAUUUCUUCCGGGUGAUUGCCCGCAAUGAUAUUGGUGACAGUGAUCCUUUGGAUUCAAAAGAUUCCUGGCAUAUCAAUAAAGACAUAGAACUUUUCCAUGCCAAGAUGAAGGAGUACCAUGAGCGGGACUGGAGCCAUGCUCCACAUUUUAUAACUCCCUUGAAGAACCACCUAGUGUGCCGGGGUCAUGACUGUACCAUGAGUUGUGCUUUUUUAGGAAACCCCCGCCCAAUGAUUACAUUGUACAAGGGCGAAGUCAACAUCACAGCCCAUUCCAAAUUCUGGUACAAUUCAACCAGUGGGGUCUGUACACUGAUGAUUCCCACAUGCACUGCCAAGGAUAGCGGCGAGUACUCCAUACUAAUUGAGAAUGAGCUUGGGAAAGAAAAAUGCAGUGGUACCUUGACAGUAUAUGAAAAAGAUGAUAGAAGCAUUUUGGACACAGUUAUUGGCAGCCUGCAGAAAUCAAAGCAUCUCAUGUGA